GGGCAUACGCCAUACGGCAGUCAAGAGUAUAUAGAGAAAAGAGACGGAGCGAUAAGAGCGAGUAGGGGAGAGCGAAACAUAGAGGGGGCCACAGAACAGAACAGCAGAGAGCAGCAGCAGGAGCAGCCCAUAACGUACACUAUAACACUAUACUCGCGCGAGCGAGAAAGAGAAGAAAAAGGGAGUUGACUCGCGGCUGUGGCGCGACUCCUCGGCGUAGAUUUCGCUGCUGCAUCGCAAUUCGCAUUGUGUGCUGCUGCAGUGUAGUACACUCGAUGAAAGUACGACGACGCGUUUUCUCUCCGUCCGCCGUCCGAUAAGCGAUCAGUGCAGUCUGCUUACAAACUCUAGUAAGCUGCGGAGUGCGCGCUGUUGUUCUCGCGGCUCUCCUGACGACAAUCCUCUCGCGGAAAAAGGUGAUAAGUGCGCACGACGACGACGACGACGACGAUGACGCUGGCCGCUGCCCUGCCGUCAUCAGCAGCAACGGCCGUCGACUGCUGCAGCAGCAGCGAGGGAUAGACAGCUACUACGGAUAUACGCAACACAUCAUCCGUACGAUCGUGCGUCCUCAAAGAGGCGUGGGUGCGAAGCUGCUCCGUUUUUCUUUUCGCACAUCUGCGCCUUUAUCGAGGGGAGAGAGAUAGAGCGAGGAGUAGGACAACAAAGGGCUGGCCCAGCGCCUUGAGACAUGGAAGCCGAUUAUCAGCCUGCGCUCAGUCCCGCGAAAGUUUUGACAGCCGUUAAUAAUGAAUCCGAGGACCCGUACCCAAGUCUGUCCGACUUCCACGACUACGAGCCAAAUUUGGAGUUCGACGACACGGAGCUCCAGGCGACCUCGACGGCCUCCGUGCAGCUUCUAGAGGAGAAACUUGACCUGACGGUGGGUGUGAUAGGCUCGGGCAUCGAGUAUUUGGAAAGUCCGGUGAGCGACGGCACCAUAGAGGAGAACUUUGAGAAGGAGCUCGUCGAUGCGCCCGUCAUCGAGACUGCGGACGACUUGGCCGCCCUGGACACGGAGCUCGCCGACGAGGAGGACUACCACGACAUAGCCCGGCUGGGCAUCGUCGAGGUGGUGGGGGACGACAGCGCCGGCCGCAAGGUCAUCGUCGUCUCGGCCUGCAAGCUACCGCCCGUUGGCAAGGAGGCGUUCAAUCACGCUAAACUGCUGCGCUACCUCACCCACACCCUCGACACCUUCGUCGAGCAGGACUACAGCCUCGUCUACUUCCACCAUGGGCUCACCUCCAAGAACAAGCCGCCGCUCUCCUGGCUCUGGCAGGCAUACAAGGCCUUCGACCGCAAGUACAAGAAGAACCUCAAGGCCCUCUACCUCGUGCACCCGACCAACUUCAUCCGGAUAGUCUGGCAGCUCUUCAAGCCGGCCAUCAGUGCUAAAUUUGGUCGGAAAAUGAUGUAUGUCAAUUAUUUAGAUGAAUUGGCUCAGUAUAUUAACCUUGACCAGUUGAUAAUUCCACAGCAAGUGAUAGAACAUGACGAACAACUAAUGUUGAAGAACAAGAAAAAUCUACCAACAAGUCCACCGCCGAGCUCAAUAGCGACUCCAGUUGGAACGACACAGUUUGGAGCGAGUCUUCAAUUCAUCAAAGAAAAUAACAGAGGAGACCCUAUACCGCCUAUAGUACGACAAUGUGUAGAGUUUCUUGAUACACCUGAUGCGUUGGAGACUGAAGGCAUAUUCAGAAGAUCCGCUAAUGUAGCGGUAGUCAAAGAACUUCAGAGCAAAUGUAAUCAAGGGUUACCUGUUGAUUUCCAAGGCGAUGCGCAUAUAGCAGCGGUUCUUUUAAAGACCUUUCUUCGGGAGCUAGAAGAACCGCUGAUGACGUACGAGCUGUAUGAUGAAAUCACACAGUUCCAAACUCUAUCGAAAGACGAACGUCCAAGAAGAGUUAAAAUCUUAAUACUUGAAAAACUACCCGAGGAUAAUUAUCAACUACUAAAAUACAUAGUUCAAUUCUUAUCUAGGGUAAUGGACAGGUGCGAUCUGAACAAGAUGACGUCCAGUAAUCUCGCUGUGGUUUUCGGUCCAAAUCUCGUGAGAGCGCCACCCUCGCGGGGUAUGUCCUUAUCAGCGAUCGGCCCAAUCAAUCAAUUCAUCGACUAUGUGUUCACCGACCAAGAUAAGAUAUUUAUAAUUUAAAAGUAAAUGUAUAGUUGCUUGUGAGUAAGGGCCUAACUGCGCUCCGAUUUAAGCCUUCUGUACAGACUUUACUGUGGCUCACUCGUAAUUUUUUUCAGUUCAUUGAAAACUGUUUCAAGCUCAAUUAUUUACAUUCGAUUGUUGAUAAGCCAUGAGAACUUUUUCGUUCCACUAUAAACAAGUUUAAUGAAAUGAAAAAAAUUAGUUUGGAGCUUCUUUAAACACGAAAGAAUCCUCUGUUGUACAACAUAGCAACAAUGAUGCCUCAAUGGAUAAAUAACGAGAUUGUUGGUACAAUUGUUAUAUUUAUAAAUGUCUUAUACCAGUGAUUACUAAUGAAGAAAAUCUAUUAGAUGUUUAUAUUUUUUAAUAACAUUUGUUAAUUUUUAAAUCUUUUCCAUUUAACGUUUAAAAUAUCUUUUUAAAACUCAUUUUAACACGAUAUUUUUAUCUACUUGCCGUAAAAAGAAGACAACUUAUAGUAUAUGAGCAAGAAAAAAUGGAAUCAUUUUGAAAAAGACAUAAUUUAUGCACAAUGUAGGUCGCUACUAUUGUCUUAAAAGUAUGGAAUUUAUCAAGUCCACAAAUUAGGUUGAGGCUGAAAACAUCGACGAGUCUUGGAGGUUUGUACAUUUACACGGAAAUUGACGACCGCAUACCAAAGAUAUAUGAAAAUGUCACACGAUUGUAUGUAAAAAGUAGUAUUAUUCAAAUGGUGUAAUUAAUUCUUCAUAGGUAUUACAUGUAAUGCAGGAUGAUUCCUCCAAGAUUUUAUUUACGCAGUAGAAAGACGCAGGUCUUUUUUGGCAUUUGGUUAUAGAUAAAUCUCUGAUCUUUUUUUCUUAUAUCUUUUCAUUUAAGAUCACAAUAUCAACAUUCCAUGUCAGUUUUACUAAGCUAAUAACCCGACUAAUUUAAUACAGUCCAGACUCAUAUGAAAUAUACAUAAGUCGAGUCAUUAACUUUUAUUAAAAUGAUCUAUUUAUCGAAGCAUCCUGUAAUAUAAAUAAUAACUUGUACAUAAUUCAACGGUGUAUAAAAUUAUAGUUUAUAAGGCGCCUAGAACUGAUUUUUAAUUAAAGAAAAGAAUAUAAGAGAAGAUACUUUAAUAUAAAAAUAGAUGAAUACGAAUAUGAUUAUGAAUCAUGCCGAGAUAUGUCUAUACGAAUACAGGAAAUGAUAAUCGAAGUUAUAUGAAUUUUUUCAAAAUAUUCUAUAUAUAUAUAUAUAUUAUAAAUUUUAAUGAUAGUAGGUUUAAACUAUUGUAAAACGUUUUUACUUACUUGGCCGGAGAAUUUGUCACAUUUUUUUAAUCCGAUUACACAUGAAUGUACGUUAACACCAAACACACUGAAGAUUAUAUAUGUUUAAAUUCAAUCACUUAAUCAUUGUACGCACCUAAUCAAGGCGAAUUACUAAUUGUAACAGUGCGUUGCCUCUGAAUCACUAGCCAUUCCUUUUGGUGAUCUAAAUAAAAAAAUUUGUAUAAAAAAAUGUAAGAUGUCAGAUUGUUUUACGGUGCAUAAAACGUGCACAAUAAAAAAACUUCACUGUUGAAACUACUUAUUUUUAACUGCCUGUACAAAAAGUAAUGGGUUGAUUAACUUAUGUAAAUGCUCUUUUUAAAACGUAUAUAUAUCUCGAAUUUUUGAACUAUAUAAAUAAAACAAAAAUACAAAUUAUAAUUAUAUAUUCAAGUAACUCUCCAGUGGAUUCGACUAUAUUUUGUAAAAAAAUCAUUAUAUUUUAGGAAGAUAUAUACUUUUUGUAUAGGUAGUCUGGUCUGCAUCAGAGUGAAUUGUGUCUAUAGCGUAGUUUGAUACAUGCACGACCCAUGUAUAUACCUGUGAUAGUUGCACACUGUAUCACCUCAAAAAUCCGCCAAUUCGGCAAUUAAAUAAGUAUACAUAACAGCAA
This is a messenger RNA of Nasonia vitripennis (jewel wasp), 4078 nucleotides long. RefSeq names its product rho GTPase-activating protein 1 (gene RhoGAP68F). Gene Ontology annotation, molecular function: GTPase activator activity. The transcript is spliced from 9 exons. The coding region runs from base 692 to 2161 and encodes 489 amino acids. Lineage: Eukaryota; Metazoa; Arthropoda; Insecta; Hymenoptera; Pteromalidae. Gene Ontology annotation, cellular component: cytoplasm. The record is from RefSeq and is a predicted model, not a curated record. Gene Ontology annotation, biological process: negative regulation of endocytic recycling; small GTPase-mediated signal transduction.